CCUUUAUUCCGACUUUGCUAUAAAAUAGGCUUCCAGUUUCAACUUCUCACGUUUAAUUUCAACAGGAAUAGUUAAGAUUAGGAAUAUAUUUUGGUGGUGGGAAAUUGUGAUCACAGAGAAAGAUGGAAAGCAGAGUGGUAUUUGAGAGUGAUCUGAACCUCAAGGCAACAGAACUUAGAUUAGGGUUGCCAGGGACAGAGGAAAAGGAAGACAAGAACCUGUGUACACAUGCUGUUAUUAGAAACAACAAAAGACAAGUGCGUGAAUCUUCUCAAGACUCCGUUUCCAUUUCCAAGGCUUCACAUCACCAACAACACGUAGAGACUGUUUCAGCCCCUCCAUCCAAGGCAAAGAUAGUGGGGUGGCCACCAAUCAGAUCCUACAGGAAGAACAGUGUGCAGGAGGGUGAGGGGGAUGGGAUCUUUGUGAAAGUGAGCAUGGAUGGAGCACCUUACCUCAGAAAAAUUGACUUGAAAGUCUACAGAGGCUAUCCAGAACUACUCAAAGCUUUAGAAACCAUGUUCAAGUUGGCCAUAGGUGAGUACUCUGAAAGAGAGGGUUAUAAGGGGUCUGAAUAUGCUCCUACAUAUGAAGACAAGGACGGUGACUGGAUGCUAGUUGGAGAUGUUCCAUGGCACAUGUUUGUGACUUCUUGCAAAAGACUAAGAAUCAUGAAAGGCUCGGAAGCAAGAGGUUGGGUUGUCUUGUAUGAGAAAGAAACAGCUAAAUUAAUAUGGCCAUGAUGAAGAAAAUCAUUCUUUCAGCUUGGUUUUUGGAACUAAGAGAUGUUGAAUCAAUGCAUUGCUAUCACCAUGCAUGCCAAUCUGAGUUGGAAUUUAAAGUAGGGAGAUGGAAGACUCUGUCUGUCUACAAGUUUUGUUGAUAUAUAUUUCUGGUUAUUUUAGAACGACCUGUGAUGAGGUGCAACAUGCUGUUGCUUCCAUUGAACCCUUUCAAUUAGCAAAACCUCAUACAAAUUUGCCUUAGCCAAGUUGGUUGGUGAACAAGAGAGAUAAAAGGGAUCGAUCUGUUCAUCAAAGUACUUCUUUUUGUCUUUUUUAUCACACACACAAACACAGGGUAAUACAUCAAAUAUUCAUGCAAUACUUUGCUAUUCAAUGGACAUAAUUAACUAAGCAUGUGCUUGUUUAAAUAUGGUGGAUGAUCAAAAAGUUGUUAAUGUGGUUUUAGCUAGGUUAAUAUUAUGUUUAAUUGGCUUUUGAGAAGAUUAUUUGUAGUUCAUUUUAUGUCU
Messenger RNA from Vigna radiata var. radiata (mung bean), 1252 nucleotides. RefSeq names its product auxin-induced protein 22B-like. Gene Ontology annotation, cellular component: nucleus. Gene Ontology annotation, molecular function: protein binding. The record is from RefSeq and is a predicted model, not a curated record. NCBI's taxonomy places the organism in Eukaryota, Viridiplantae, Streptophyta, Magnoliopsida, Fabales, Fabaceae. Gene Ontology annotation, biological process: regulation of DNA-templated transcription.